This is a messenger RNA of Capra hircus (goat), 3693 nucleotides long. RefSeq names its product rhotekin (gene RTKN). Gene Ontology annotation, cellular component: actomyosin contractile ring. NCBI's taxonomy places the organism in Eukaryota, Metazoa, Chordata, Mammalia, Artiodactyla, Bovidae. The transcript is spliced from 13 exons. Bases 1588 to 3327 code for a protein of 579 amino acids. Gene Ontology annotation, biological process: mitotic cytokinesis; septin ring organization; actomyosin contractile ring assembly. The record is from RefSeq and is a predicted model, not a curated record.
CCUCGCCCGGCUCCCGCAGUUCGGGCCGCCCGGGCCGCCCGCCCCGCCCGCGCGCGCCGAGGGGCGGAGACGCGGUGGGUAGGGUACAGAACAGAGGUUGUUGACUUAAAAAGUCAGGCGCGGACCGUCUGCACGUUAAUCCAACCGUGUCACCCCAGACAUUCUCUGGCCCAGUGGGAUGAUUUGCCUCCGCCUGGAAAAACUUCAGUUUAAGGAGCCCUAGGCUCGAUUCCUAAGAUGUGCCUUAUGGCAGCCCUUUCGGGCAUCCUGGACAUGUGCAACUAGCCGGGGUCUAACAAGACUCCUGCCUGGGUGCCCGCUCCUUCCCUGGCCUCCAGCCGCAUCCCACAGCCCGUCUCUACCGUCUGGGACAGCCUCCGUCGUCAGCCCUGACUUCUCGGCCUCCUUCGCUGAAACUCUCCGCAACUGCUCCUCUGUGUCUGGGGGAGUCGGAAGUGAGGGGUUCCCGAUUAACGAUUUGGGAUUAUUUCCCACACUCAAGCUUUCAGCCUCCUUUUCUGUGGCCUAAGAAGGGUCCAGCCUUUACAGUUCCCUCCCUGGCCCACUACUUUGCCCAGGUCUGAGCCCUACUUGUAAUUCCUUAAAGAGGCUCAGGAGAGGCUGAAAGAUGUGAGGACCGAGCCAGGACCGAGAGGGCCAGUAGCGACAGCAGAGGCUGUCCCCCCAGGUCAGUUCUCCUUCGCUGCUGGUCCUGGAAAGAGUUAAGUGAGGGGGCCUUCCUCACUCCUCCCGGAUUCCAGUCCUGGCUUCUGCACUGUUACCCCACAGCCUGCCCAGAACAAAGGCUCUUUCACACUCCUGUCCCACAGUCCCAGGCCUUCUCUGACUCAGAAGCUAGUGGGCCUGGGAGACAGGGCCUCUGUCGAGUCCCGCAUAAGCAACGCCGCGUGGGGCCAGCGUGGGGGAGUGAGGGGCAAGGCCCAGGGACCAGGAGGAGGGGCCUGUGAGCUGGGGCCGCCCCCGGGAUAAGCCCGGCCUUUUUGGGGGCCAUCGCGGAGGAACCGGGGUGGAGCCGCUGGGCCCCGGAGCGGAGUGUGACUCCUUGGGCCUAGGGUUGAGGGGGCGGUGGUGGCAAAGCUGCAGCUGGCUGGGAAUCGGGGCUGGUUUCCUGUCUGGAAGGGAAGGGGCCCGCAGAGGGGAGCGGGGGCAGCGCAGCCAGGCACACCCCUGCCUUUCUCCCUCCCUCUCCUCCCUUCUGCUGGAAAAGCAAGCUGGGAGAACAGCUGCCACCAAAGCAAGACUGGACACUCUGUGCCCAGAGCCCCUUCUGCAGCUGGCCUCCUCUCCGGGUACCCUGCUCAUCCUCACCUCGCGUUCCUUUCCUCCCAUGCCUGGCUCCUUCAGGGCCGGGAACAGCGGUAGGCAAGGAGACUUUGUCACAGCAGCCAGAGGGGUCUAACUGGAGCACGAGAGGGACAGGGGCUGCCUCUGCCCUCUGCCCAAGAACUGCCCACCUCUUUCAAGACGAGGAGAGCAGCGGGAGAGGAACUGUGGGGCAGCGUGGGGCUUGCUUGCCCCACCCCUCUGAGGGAUCAGCAAGGGAAGGGGAGCCCAGGGGGCACAGAGAUGCAGGACAGAUUGCACAUCCUGGAGGACCUGAAUAUGCUCUACAUCCGGCAGAUGGCGCUCAGCCUGGAGGACACAGAGUUGCAAAGAAAGUUGGACCAUGAGAUCCGGAUGAGGGAAGGGGCCUGCAAGCUGCUGGCGGCCUGCUCCCAGCGAGAGCAGGCUCUGGAGGCCACGAAGAGCCUGCUGGUGUGCAACAGCCGCAUCCUCAACUACAUGGGCGAGCUGCAGCGGCGCAAGGAGGCACAGGUGCUGAAGAAGACAGGCCGGCGGCCUUCGGACAGUGGGCCACCCACUGAACGCUCCCCCUGCCGUGGCCAGAUCUGCAUUUCUGAUCUUCGGAUUCCACUCAUGUGGAAGGACACAGAAUAUUUCAAGAACAAAGGCGACCUGCACCGCUGGGCUGUGUUCCUGCUGCUGCAGAUAGGGGAGCACAUUCAGGACACAGAGAUGAUCCUGGUGGACAGGACCCUCACAGACAUCUCCUUUCAGAACAACGUGCUCUUUGCCGAGGCAGGGCCAGACUUUGAACUGCGGCUGGAGCUGUAUGGGGCUUGCGUGGAAGAGGAGGGGGCCCUGGCUGGAGCCCCCAAGAGGCUCGCCACCAAACUCAGCAGCUCCCUGGGCCGCUCCUCAGGGAGGCGUGUCCGAGCAUCGCUGGAGACUGCUGGGGGCUCAGGCAGCAGUCCCAUCUUGCUUCCCACCCCGGCUGUGGGUGGUCCUCGUUACCACCUCUUGGCUCAUACCACGCUCACCCUAGCAGCUGUGCAAGAUGGGUUCCGCACACAUGACCUCACCCUCGCCACUCCUGAGGAGAACCCUGCCUGGCUGCCCCUUUAUGGUAGCGUGUGUUGCCGCCUAGUGGCUCAGCCUCUCUGCAUGAUUCAGCCUACUGCAAGUGGUACCCUCAGGGUGCAGGUGAGGGCCCCUGAGGAGUGGAAGGGAAGUGGGAGAAGACAAAGGAGAGCCAGAUCACCUAGGGAUCAAGGAACUAUUGAAAACCAAGCUGGGGAGCCGCGGGACUGGGUGCAAGUACAUGGAGUCCUGAAAGGCACAAACCUCUUCUGUUACCGGCAACCUGAAGACACAGACGCUGGGGACGAGCCGCUGUUUACUAUCGCAAUCAACAAGGAGACUCAAGUCCGGGCAGGGGAGCUGGACCAGGCAGCCGGCUGGCCCUUCACGCUGAGCAUCAGUAACCGGUAUGGGGAGGAAGAGGUGACACACGCUCUUCAGGCAGAGAGUCGGGGAGCCCUGCAGAGCUGGAUGGAGGCUCUGUGGCAGCUCUUCUUUGACAUGAGUCAGUGGAAGCAGUGCUGUGAUGAGAUAAUGAAGAUUGAAACGCCUGCUCCUCGGAAACCACCCCAAGUGCUGGCCAAGCAGGGGUCCUUGUACCAUGAAAUGGCUAUUGAGCCGCUGGAUGACAUCGCAGCGGUGACAGACAUCCUGGCCCAGCGGGAGGGCGCGAGGCUGGAGACGCCCCCACCCUGGCUAGCAGUGUUUACAGACCAGCCUGCCUUGCCUGGCCCCUGCUCACCUGCUUCAGUGGCCCCAGCUCCAGCCCGGAUCCAUUCCUUGCCCUGGGGGAGACCCCGAACAUUCUCUCUGGAUGCUGUCCCCCCAGACCAUUCCCCUGGGGCUUCUCGCUUGGUCGCCCCUCUCCCCCUGCAGCGAUCCCCACGAUCCAGAGGCCUCUGCAGCAAAGGCCCACCCCACACUUGGCUCCAGUCACCAGUGUGAGAGAAAAAGGUGCUGGCAACAGGAUCUGGCCAGAAGAGGGGAAGAUCUGUGUGCAGCUGGGCUCGGAUUCAGCACUGUUUGUAGCAGGCUGACCAGCUUGGCCUCCCCUUCCUCUGCUGGAGUUGGGGUAGGCUGAGAAGGGGUAGCCGAAGCCCCUUUAAGCUGCGGUCGCCACGGUGCUGAGGGACUCAUUCCCAGGGCUGGCUGGGACCCCGUAAACCCUUCCUGGGAGAAAACUGGAACCAACCCUGCCCUACCUCCCUUCAUUAACCAGCUUUGAGAAUGGCACUGAAGAGCCCUGGGAGGGAACACCCCUCCCUUGUGACUUUUACAUUGACCAUUAAAGUUAUUUAACAUCACCCUUCA